Messenger RNA from Diabrotica balteata, 1444 nucleotides. NCBI's taxonomy places the organism in Eukaryota, Metazoa, Arthropoda, Insecta, Coleoptera, Chrysomelidae. The record is from the annotation of a GenBank genome assembly.
CCUGAAUACAACACUGUCAGUCACAUUAAAUCCGGUAUAAAUUUGGUAACAUGAGGUACAAAAUUAUCAUAUUCGUAAAAAUGUUGCGUAAAGUGCUAAUAGUGAUAUCCACGUUGUUAAUUUGUGUCAACUGUAGUAAUAUUUCUGUGAAACUAUUUAAAGAUUCAGACGUAGUUAAUAUAACAAUUAAUUCAAUUGUUGAGUUAAAGCAAAAUGUAGCCCACAGAGGUGAACUAGAAGACAUUGAAAUUGAAGAACAAAAUGUUCCAGUAAUACCAAACAAUUUUCUGAAUGGAAUCAGUGUUAAAGAACUCCACAUUAUUAGAGCCCAAGUACAAGAUGUUGAACCUGGUGCAUUCAAUGGGGCUUCUAUGGUUAACCUAAUGUUGUAUGAGAACCAAAUUGCAAGAAUAAGAAAAGGUAUAUUUAACAAAAAAUCAUUUAAUAUACUUGCUUUGCAGAAUAACAUUAUAUCUAAUAUAGAAGAUGACGCCUUUGACAGUGCAACUAUCAACAUACUAGACUUGGGCUUUAACAAGAUGGAAAAACUAACGUCCAAAAUGUUCAUUGGUUCAAAUAUAACAAAUCUUAACUUACAAUCAAACGUAAUAAGUAAUAUAGAAGAUGGCACUUUUGGUAAAAUCGAUAAUUUGAACAAAUUAGACCUAAGCGGCAAUCAACUGGAAGUUAUUGGACACGUUUUUAGCAACUUGACAAAUUUGAACGAAUUGCACUUGGACGGAAACCGAAUUAAAACACUUGAACCUGGAUGUUUUGGCGGUUCUGGGAUCUACUGGCUUUAUUUUGCAGGUAACCAAUUGACUCAUAUUGCUAAGGGAGUGUUUUAUAAGGUACCCAUCUCUUUAUUGGAUUUCACUAAUAACAAAAUUUCAAAAAUUGAUAAAGGAGCUUUAGCUGGUCUUUCGACGCUAACAUUUGUUCAGUUAGCUAAUAACAAUCUUGGAGAUUUAAAGCUGUCCACUCUUGGCUCCCUCGAUACUAAUUUAAAUGGUCUAUCUUUGAGUGAAAACGGUAUUUCAAAUAUCGAUAUUGGUGUGUUCAAAAAUACUAAAAUCGACAUGUUGGACCUAAGUAAAAAUCACAUAAAAUCGAUUAAAAAAGGACUUCUCCGUAAUGUUACGGUCUACACUAUUAAUUUAAGUGAAAAUGAGAUUACUGAAAUAGAAGAAGGUGCUUUUGAUGAUAUCGAGGAUUUAAGUUUCAUAGAUGUGAGCGUGAACAAACUUAAAGAAGUUAGGAGGAGGAUGUUCAGUCUACCAUUGGAUCAAGUUAAUUUGGAAAAUAAUUUAAUAACUAAAAUUGAUCGUGAUGCCCUCAAUGGUCUUCCGCUUUCACGUCUUCAGUUAAAAAAUAAUCCUAUUGCUGCCAAGAAUAAUGCUUAACAUGUGUAUUUAAUAUUAAUCGAAUAAAUAAUACAAUUUUG